GAACCUUCAGGCCCCGUUUUCGCCAUGGCGGAGCGACGCGGGAGCUGGGGGGCCCGCCUGAUGCGCCGCCUGGUGCGACUAAAGGCCUGGAGGGAGUGCAGGGGGAAGCGGAGCCCGCAGGAGCCCGGAGGCCGGGAUAGGUCUUGGGGUGGCCAGAGCUGCCCUGACUUGGCUCAGGGUCAGGGCAGCACCAGCCAUGCCAGCCUCAAGGUCCAGGUCCAGAGUCGCUCAGAAUGGGACCUUCUGGCAGGAAGUUGUGGUUCCUGGUUCUGGAGGCAACAGCACAGCUCAGGGGCCCCAACAGCUCAGGGCUUGGGGCGUCUGCAGAGGCCAGCAGUGGGCAGUGCCUCAGACCUGGCCAGCUAUCCCUCCUUGGAGCUGAAGAACCUGUUGGUGGGCUCUGCAGAGCCUGCUGGUGCCAGGUACACCUCAUGCCUCAUGCCAACUCUAGCACAUUGGGAACAGCCCCCUUCACAAACUGUCCAUGUGGCCCAAAAAAUCCCUCUAAGGCCUGAGCCACCCAACAACCUGGAAGAGGAGCUGCCCCGCCCUGUGCCCUUGCCUACGGCUGCCCGGUCAAAGGGCGAACCUGCCUCCCCACAGCCAGCCCAGCCUCGGCAUGAGCGUCCCUCUACCAGAAGGACCCGCUACCACAUCACCGUCACCCUGCAGGGGCUGGAGCAGGCACCCAGGGAGGAGGCUAAGGAGCCCAAACCGGCCCAACCAGCUUGCCACCCCUGCGGCCCUGAGGAAUCCAGGGGCUGGCUGGAGCCUCCCCAGAGGCCCUGCCCCAUCACGGGGUACUCAGCAGACACGCCCCAGGAGCCUGGGCUGAGAGUCCCUCUGCAUCUAGGAAGCACGGGACCGGAGCUCCAGGCCAGCUGGACACCUGGGUGCCCACACAGCCGGGAGCCAAGAACACCUCAGGGCAGGUGGUCAGUGCCCACCAUGGAGGAGGCAGGUGGGCCCACAACUCAGGCUGAGGCCCGGGUGGUAAGUGCCACACUGACGUGGCGGCAGCGGCCCCCUGCCCAGGAAGAGACCAGACAUCAUUUUCAUAAGGUGUCUCUGGUGUCAGGGUCUCGAAUGGAAGCCUCCCGGGAGGAUCUGCUCAGUCAUCGCCGAGAGGAAGUAAAUGGCUUUGCUGCAGUUCAAGAAGAGGCACUGACUUCCCAGGACCCUUGGGAUGGGACCAGCUCCAAGAACUUCCAGAGCCAUGGGCCCAUCUUUUCUAAGAAAUACACACCACCCCCCAAAGAGAAAAGGGUGCUGGGGAGAUGGAAGGAGGCUUCGGAUCAGGCUGAUGGCCACCCCCAAGACCCCAGGACAGAGACCCCAGGUCUGGGCAUCUCAGCCAGCACUGAGCUUUUGGUGCCCCAGCCAGGGCCCCGAGAACCAAGCCCCCACCCAGGGGUGAGUCUCCUCAGUGUGAGCCGCCGUGAGGAACGGCGGGUGAUGCGUACUGUGCGGACCACUGUGGUGAUGGGUGGACAAGUGCACCGACGGGUGAACAGCUCUGUGACCCUGGGGCCAGCAACAGUGGCGGCUGAGAGCCUGCCGAGAGGCCGAAAUACUACCCGCACUAUCCGGGCCAGGGUGGUGAGCCCCGAGCUGGAGGGCUCGCCCAGCCGCAGUCAGGCUCUGGAGCUACUAAGUAGCCUUGUGCCCUCUGAGGGUGGCUCAGCUGCCAGCCGGCUUCCCAGACUCAUGGCUGUUGUGCCAAGGAGUCCAGGUCCAGGAGAUACAACUGGUGCUGUCUUGGGUCAGUUGCCUGAGACGGGGACCUCGGAGCAAAAGGACAGAUCUCUCCUGACCCCUGUAGGUGUUCUGGAGGACAUUCGCCUGCCUCACAGCCAUAAUGUCCCUGCAGCUGGCACAGGCCAGGGCAGAGCAUUAGGUGCCAGGGCCCAGGAGGCCCCAGGAGUGCAGAGAGCCUCUAGCACCCUCCAGCUCCCUCUCCAGGCUUCUCAGGACCAUGUGUCAGUACCCUCCUCACCCAGACUUCAGACCCGUUCCCCCUCUCUGGGCCUGGUCCAGGCCCCAGAACAGCAGCUUGUGGCACCCACUCACCCUAGAACCCAGCUUACUGUUGAGUCCAGGAGAUCCUGGAGCUUGCCCUCUGUAAAAGGGGAAGAGCUCAUAGGUUCCUCUGUUGCCACUAUUGUGCCUGCAGUGAGGGUUGAGGUUGUUACAGAUGCUGGGCAACCUCUUUAUCCCUCUUCUACAGGGAGCAAGGCUGUCCCUGGCCCAGGAAGUCUUUCUGCUCCACACUCCCCAAGGAAUAAGGCUGUUCAGGACUCUGGAAAUUUCCCCAUCUUCUCCCUUACCCAAAAAGAGGUUGUUCAGGCUCCUGUUGUUCCUCUUCUCACCUCCUCAGUAGACAAGGUGUCUCCAAAUCCAGCAGGCCCCUCUGUACUAGAGCCAAUGGGAUCAGAGCCCAGCCUGGCACCCCAGGUUGUCCCUGACUCCACAGAGGGCAAGACAUCCCUGGAGCUACCAGAGCAGGAGAAGGAAGUCGUGGUGGCAACUGAUCCAGAGAUUUCCCCAGUUACCCUUCCUGGUGUUCUUGCUGCCUCAUCUCCUAAACUAGCCAUGGUUUCCCAGGGCCCAGAAGGCAGCCAUAGCACCAAAAAAGAGGCUGUCCGGGCUACUGAAGGCAGCCUGGCCCCUUCUUCCAACAAGGAAGAGACUGUUGAAGGACUUCCUGCUUCUACACUUCCACCCUCUGAACAGGAGAAGCCUGCCCAGGGCUCUUCUCCCACUAAGAAGGUGGUAGUCCAGGGUCCUGUUGUCCCCCCUACCCCCUCCUAUUCAGUGGACAAGGUGUCUCUGGGCCCAGGAGGCUCCUCUGCUCCAGAGCUGAUGGGAACAGAGACCAGCCUGGGGCCCCAGCUUGUUUCUGACUCCACCAAGGUCAAGGUGCCACCAGAGCCAUCAAGGGAGGAGGAAGAGUUGUCUCUGGCUGCUGACUUGGAGAUUUUUCUGGACACCCUGCGUAGCAUGGAGCCCCCAGAAAUCCUACGCACCCACCGGCUUCCAAGAGCCCCCCGCUCUUCCUACCUGGCCAUGUAUGCCACACUGCCUGCCAUCGAGGAGGACCAACCUGGGCCAUGGGUGCUGGAACCCAGCCCCCAGGAGGUGCCUACCCUGGAAGAGAAGAGAGAGGAGAAGGAGCAGAAGGAGAAUGAGGAGGAUGAGGAGGAUGAGGAAGAUGAGGAGGAGGAACCAGAGAAUCCCUACCUAAGUGAUGACGAGAAGCUGCAGCACAAACAAGAGAAAGUUGAGCCCAGCCUUCCCUGGGACUCUCACCCUUCCAAGCUCCCCCAGAUCUCCAGCUCUCCUCUGGAGAUGAUGAAGAAGCAUGUGGCAGGUGCCCAGGGCCACCAGCCAGAGUUGGGGCUGGAGUGGCAGGCAGGCAGCAAGCCUGCUUCCCGUCUUGGAGGCAGCCUUCUCUUUGGUGGUUUGAUGCAUGCCACCAAGGAGGCCCGCACUGUGGAACCACUGGGCACAAAGCUCUCUGCUCUGCCACCUCACAAGACACCAGGGCUCAGGAAGGUGCCUGGACAGCUGCCGCUGCUUUACAAUGAGAGGCCACCAGCUGAGAAAACCGAAUCUGCCAGGCCCCUGGAGGGGUGGAGCCCAGCAUUAAAGACUCAAAGCAAGCUGAACACCAGGCCUGGCAAGAUAGUACUCUUCUCAGAGCCCGGCUGCCAAGGCAGCCUCAGGGAGGUCUGUGAAGAUGUUGCUGAUGCUUCUGCCUGGGCUGCUGUGGCUUCCGCAAGAGUGGUCCGAGGCUGCUGGCUGCUUUAUGAAGAGCCUGAAUUCCAGGGCCAGAAGCUGGUCCUGACUGAAGGAGAUGCAGAACUUGGAGUCCCAGGGUCAGAGUGGAGCACCCAAGGCAUUGGCUCUCUAAGGAGGGUUGUCCGGGACUACAUAACCCCCCAGAUCAGUCUGUACUCUGAGGAGGGCCUCAAGGGGGAGCAAGAAAAGCUGACUGAGGCCUUGGAGGAUGCCCAGCGGCUGGAGAGGCCCCUGCAGGUGGCAUCUGUCUCUGUUUCUGCAGGACUAUGGCUGCUGUUCUCCAAGCCCUUCUUUGAAGGCAUACCCAGCAUCUUGGAGCCUGGAGAAUACCCCACCUCAGAGGCCUGGAGUACAUCACACCCCAGCGUAGGCUCCCUGAAGCCCGUGACAUUGGGCUGCCCAAAUGUGGAAAAGCCAGGGGAACCCAAGGCAGUGGUGUAUGAGGCCCCAGGCUUUCAGGGCCAGAGCUGGGAAGUCAGCAGAGAUAUCUACAACCUCCAGCAGCCAGAGGACAGUCAGAGCCCCCACCUGGCAUCCGUGGGGUCUCUGCGAAUUCUUGGGGGCUGCUGGGUGGGCUACGAGAAGGAGGGCUUCCGCGGCCACCAGUAUUUGUUGGAGGAGGGGGAAUACACAGACUGGUCGCACUGGGGAGGCUAUGAUGAGGCGCUCAUCUCUCUGCGGGUCAUCCGGACGGACUUCGGGGACCCGGCAGUAGUGCUUUUUGAAGCCAUGGACUUCGAGGGGCACAGCAUCGAGGUGAGCGAGGCAUUGCCGGACGUGGAGCUCAAGGGACACGGCCCACACACGCAGGCUAUCCACGUGCUCAGCGGCGUGUGGGUGGCAUAUGGGGAGGUGGGCUUCUCAGGGGAGCAGUACGUGCUGGAGAAGGGCGUUUACCGAAACUGUGACGACUGGGGCUCUGGCAACAGCGCCCUCGCCUCGCUGCAGCCGGUCCUGCAGGUCGGAGAGCACAAUCUGCACUUUGUAUCCAAGAUACAGCUUUUCUCUGGACCCGAUUUCCUGGGAGACCACAUCUCUUUCGAGGAUGACCAGGCCUCUCUGCCCAUCUCCUUCCAGCCGCAGUCAUGCCGUGUCCAUGGCGGCAGCUGGAUCCUGUUUGAUGAGAAGAACUUUGAGGGUGACCAGCACAUUCUCUCUGAAGGUGAAUUCCCCACUCUCACAGCCAUGGGAUGCCUUGCCUCCACAGUCCUGGGUUCACUCCAGAAGGUACCGCUGCACUUUUCAGAGGCCUCUAUCUUCUUGUAUGGACUGGAAUGCUUUGAGGGCAAGGAGAUUGAGCUCAAUGGGGAAGUGCGGAGCCUGCAAGCAGAGGGCUUCAACAAUCAUGUGCUGUCAGUGCGGAUCAAGGGAGGCUGUUGGGUGCUGUGUGAACACAGUGACUUCCGGGGCCGCCAGUGGCUGGUGGGCAGCUGUGAGAUCACCAACUGGCUGACCUACAGUGGGACCCAGAGAGUGGGUUCUCUGUACCCCAUCAAACAGCGCCGGGCUUAUUUCCGCCUCUGGAAUGCAGCUCUGGGGGGAUUCCUGGCAGUGCCAGACCAUGUGGAGGACAUGAAGGCAGGCCGGGUAGUGGUCUCCGAGCCCCAGGCUGGAGGCAGCUGCAUCUGGUACUAUGAAGACGGGCUUCUGAAGAACCAGAUGGCCCCCACCAUGAGCCUGCAGGUGAUCGGGCCCCCCAGUAUAGGCUCAAAAGUGGUACUGUGGGCUGAGAGCCGCCUGCCCCGACAGACAUGGAGCAUCACUGAGUCAGGCUACAUCUGCAGCCAAAUGUUUGAAGGCCGGAUCCUAGAUGUAAAGGGUGGCCGGGGCUACGAUCGCGACCAUGCCGUGCUGUGGGAGCUAGACAAGGACAGGGUGUCACAGAUCUGGACCGUCCAAGUGCUCUGAAAACACCCCUACUCCUUAGGCCCUGGAGGCUUCCCCUGGGAUGAAAUGUUUUUUUUAGUGUUGCUGUUGUUGUUGUUGUUGUAACAUAAGCUAUUUUCUAAUAU
Messenger RNA from Erinaceus europaeus (western European hedgehog), 5813 nucleotides. It is a transcript of the gene CRYBG2, whose product is annotated as crystallin beta-gamma domain containing 2. The record is from RefSeq and is a predicted model, not a curated record. The coding region runs from base 25 to 5709 and encodes 1894 amino acids. NCBI's taxonomy places the organism in Eukaryota, Metazoa, Chordata, Mammalia, Eulipotyphla, Erinaceidae. The transcript has 22 exons.